AUGAAAAAACCUGUGAUCUGUGUUGAUGGAAAGGAUAGGGUGCUGAAUUAUGAAUAUUUGGAUAAGAGAAAACAUAUUGGAAUGAUUGUUAGGAAUUUAUUUAGGAAAUGGUUGAUUGAGUGGAUUGAAAAUUCGAAUUCUUAUUGGAAUGUUGGGAAAGUAGCUGAGAAAUCGACAUUGAUUCAAACUCUGGAUGUGAAUGAGGGAAAAUAUGAAGAAUUAUUGCAAUUUUCGAGGAUUUUUGGUGAUGUAAGAAAGAUGCUAAAUGUCAAUAAUCAAAAUGAAUCUCAGACAAGUUCAAUAUGGAAUUUCUUUAAUCAACUUGUAGGUUAUUCGAAACAUAACGCAGAGGAAGUGAUUAAUCAAGAGGAAAAACAAGUAGACGAUAUCAAAAUUGCCAUGUUUGGAUCAGAAAUUUCACAACUUUACCACCAUAUGAAAAAUUCCCCAAACAAACACAAAUAUUUGGUUGGAUGUGAUUUAUCCAUCAUUGAGUACCAUUCAUUGAGAUCACUAACACGUUAUCGAUAUCAAGUAUUUGCAAAUGCUGGAUCUGACAAGUAUAUUGGUGUCACAAAAUCCUAUUUUAAGGGUUCACAUUUCAUAGUUUUACUUUUUGAUUCAAAAUCUUCGAUGGAAUAUUUAAAAAAUCUUGAUUCUUUUAUCACAAUGUACAUGGAAUUGAUAUUUAUUCAAUUGAAAAGUUCCCAUUCCAAUCAUGUUCAAAAACAUGAGGCAGAACAAUUUAUUUAUUCCAAUUUUGGAGAAGCAGUUUAUUUGGAAAUUGAUAUUGAAAAUAAUCCUAAAAGUGUUGAUGCCAUUCUAUCGUACACGGCAUUGUUGAGUGAUAUUUUGAUGGGUUGUAACUUGAAUGGCAGUUGGAAGUAUAAGAAAGGUCAAUAA
Messenger RNA from Naegleria gruberi, 903 nucleotides. RefSeq lists its product as uncharacterized. Lineage: Eukaryota; Heterolobosea; Eutetramitea; Acrasida; Naegleriidae. The coding region runs from base 1 to 903 and encodes 300 amino acids. The record is from RefSeq and is a predicted model, not a curated record. The transcript has a single exon.